AUGUCUUAUAAAACUAUAGGGUUAGCACGCAGUUUGCGUAAGUUAGUUUACGCCAGUCGACGAUCGAGCUCGCUCAAGACAGAAUCUGUCCUCACAUUCUCCUAGGAACUUUCAGAUAAACAUGAAUAAGACAGUUUUGCUUUUCGUGAUUUUCGCGUUGAUUGGAUGUGCAGUUGCACGACCGCAGCAUCGUCCCCACAGACCACGGCCAUUUGGUGGUAGUGGUGGUUUUCCCGGACAAACCGGUUUUGGAUCUGCUAACGCUGCAGGAAUUGGCAAUGGUGCUGUUGUAGGUAACCAAGCCAUCGGAACAGGCACUGGCAUCGCUAACGCUGGCCCAGGUGGAUUUGGUAUUGGUCUCGGUGUCGGUGGUGCAAUCGCCUCGCCAAUUGGGAACGUAGCCUUCGGCCAAGGCGAAAGUAUUUCUGUCGGUAAAUAAGCAGAAUGCAAAAGACACUUUUUUAUCGAUCCAUUAUUGUUAGUUCUGUGUUCGUUAUGUGUGCCAAUUAACAUUGUGCCUUUUGUUUAGCAUUAACGUAUUAAUACACUACACACAAUGGA
Molecule: messenger RNA, 561 nt
Organism: Daphnia magna
Lineage: Eukaryota; Metazoa; Arthropoda; Branchiopoda; Diplostraca; Daphniidae
Product: glycine-rich protein 23
Exons: 4
Coding region: 122-439 (105 amino acids)
Source: RefSeq, a predicted model, not a curated record